AUGGCCGAAGCUCCUUUAGCCCGCUCGGAAUCGAUUCAGCAAGCAACGUUCCCACCCCCUGGGGAUGUGGAAAAGUUUCAAAGCUCCAUCACUGAAAUCAAUACGAAUUCACACAUUGACGAGUUCCCUCUUCCGACAGAGGCCGAGAGGCAGACGUUACGCCGAGUCGCAGGGAAUGUGCCUUUUAUCGCCUUCUCACUCUGUCUGGUUGAGUUUGCUGAACGUGCAUCCUACUAUGGAGCCAAUACAGUCUUUUCCAACUUCAUACAAUUUCCACUUCCUGAAGGCGGCAAUGGAGCUGGCGCUACGCCACGGGGAACUCAAAAAACUGCCGGGGCUUUGGGUAUGGGGCUUCAAGCAAGCUCUGCAUUGACACUGUUGUUUGUCUUCUUGUCCUAUGUGAUUCCAAUAUUUGGCGGCUGGUGGGCGGAUGUCCAUGUGGGCCGAUACAAAGCGAUCAUGGUCGGUGUGGUAAUUUGCGGCGUCGCCCAUAUAAUCCAAAUCAUCGGUGCUAUUCCAUCUGUUCUUCAGAAGGGCUCAUCCCAUGCCGCUCCACCCUUCAUCCUCGGCCUGUUGAUAUUGGCUAUUGGCGCUGGAAUCUUCAAACCAAAUGUUUCACCCUUGGUCCUGGACCAAAUUCGUCACACGAAAGCCUACACCAAGCAGCUCAAGUCUGGUGAAAAGGUUAUCGUCGAUCCAGAUGCCACAACCACAAGGACCAUGCUAAUUUUUUACGGCUUUAUAAACGUCGGUGCCCUCUUUAUGCUCGCUACUACAUAUGCUGAGAAAUACGUUGGGUUCUGGCUGUCGUUUCUGUUGACGGGAAUCAUUUAUUUGCUACUCCCAAUUCUACUUUUGACGGUUCGCAAUAAAAUACACAAGGAGCCACCCAAUGGGGGAUCUGAGCUCACACAAGCAUUGAAGAUCACAACAAUCGCACUCAAGCAGAACAAGUUUCGAGUAUGGCGUACGAAAUUCUGGGAUGCAGCACACCCUGAUACCCUGCAGAGUAAGGGAAUCACGGUGGACUGGACAAGAGCUGCGGUGAAUGAUGUUGCAAGGACUCUCAGUAAGUCUAUCAAAUCAUACUCUGCCCAUUUGCCCCUUUGGACUUGCACACGCAUCUAUUGCAGCACCGCGGUGCUCGAUCCUUUCACUUCUGACACCGUCCCUGACCUCAUCUUUUUGCAAACAGGCGCAUGCGAUGUGUUUUUGUUUUUUCCCAUCUGGAACCUCAACGUCGGUGGUAUUGGCUCAGUUAGCACGAACCAAGGCGCAGCCAUGAUCACAAACGGGGUCCCCAAUGAUGUUCUGAGUAACUUCAGCCCGCUGACGAUCAUUGUUGCGAUCCCAUUGUUGACAUUCGUGGUUUACCCGACUUUGGACCGUUAUAGAAUCCAUGUGGGCCCCAUCACCCGUCUCACGUUUGGAUUCUUCUUGGCGAUGGUUUCUGGCAUUAUAGGGACUAUAGUGCAAUGGAAAGUAUACACGCUAUCGCCAUGCGGAUAUCACGCAUCAACAUGCGACACCGUUGCUCCUAUCAGUAUUUGGUGGCAGGCUCCAAAUAUUGCUCUUGGGGCAUUGAGUGAGUGUUUUUGCAACGUUACCGCAUACGAACUGGCAUAUGCGCGAUCACCUCCAAGUAUGAAAGGCUUGGUUGUGGCAGUCUUCCUAUUUAUGAAGGCUCUCUCGAGUGCACUUGGUGAAAUUUUGAUUCCAGUCACGAAGGAUCCCUGGCUAUUAUGGAUUUGGGGGGCGCCGGCAGUCGCGCUAGCUCUCCAAACAAUCGUUUUGUGGGUGAGGUUCAGAGGGCUCAACAAUACCAUGGAUGGAACAGAUGAUCUCCAAUCCUCUGAGGAUGAGGUGAAGCGCAAUGGACAGAAGCCGAUUGGAAAUGCGACGAAUAUUUGA
Penicillium samsonianum is the source of this 1911-nucleotide messenger RNA. RefSeq lists its product as uncharacterized. Gene Ontology annotation, cellular component: membrane. Bases 1 to 1911 code for a protein of 636 amino acids. Lineage: Eukaryota; Fungi; Ascomycota; Eurotiomycetes; Eurotiales; Aspergillaceae. The record is from RefSeq and is a predicted model, not a curated record. Gene Ontology annotation, biological process: transmembrane transport. Gene Ontology annotation, molecular function: dipeptide transmembrane transporter activity. The transcript is spliced from 2 exons.